AUCCCUUUCCUAGUGCACAGCACAUUCAACUUCAAGCCAGACUCACAACACUAACGUCCUCAUCUCAGUUGUCUCCACCAUGAAGCUCGUUGGGGGCCUCCUUCUGCUCUUCACAGCAACCUAUUUCUGCAGCAGCUCAGAAGUUACCACUCACCCUUCACCAACAUUUCUUGUGUCUAACCAGGUGGACUGCGACAUAUACAAGAAGUACCCCGUGGUAGCUAUCCCCUGCCCCAUUGAAAACACACCAGUUUGUGGUUCAGAUUAUAUCACCUACGGGAAUAAAUGCAAGUUGUGUACGGAGAUCUUGAGGAGUAAUGGGAAAAUUCAGUUUCUUCAUGAAGGACACUGCUAACUUCUCCAUGAACAAAGAAAGAACAAUGUCUUCGUUGUGUGCAUCAUGUGUGGGCUCUGACAGACUUCCCUUCUUUGCUGAUGUUUUGGUGGGGUUAGAUAUAGAUUCAGCCAUCCUCAUUGACUGUGCAGAAUUGGUGUUCAUCCCUACUGACUCAUGCCUCAUGUAAAAUAGCCUUCUUUUGCCACCUGAAUAACAAUAAAAAAUCUUUCCA
This is a messenger RNA of Mesocricetus auratus (golden hamster), 569 nucleotides long. Its product is annotated as serine protease inhibitor Kazal-type 7. The transcript is spliced from 4 exons. Gene Ontology annotation, molecular function: protein binding. The record is from RefSeq and is a predicted model, not a curated record. Lineage: Eukaryota; Metazoa; Chordata; Mammalia; Rodentia; Cricetidae. Bases 80 to 355 code for a protein of 91 amino acids.